This is a messenger RNA of Amborella trichopoda, 5578 nucleotides long. Lineage: Eukaryota; Viridiplantae; Streptophyta; Magnoliopsida; Amborellales; Amborellaceae. The record is from RefSeq and is a predicted model, not a curated record.
UGUGAGAAAAACUGGUUUGAGAAAGAUCUCUCUUUCUCUCCCCCUCUCUUUCUCUCUUAUUUAAGAUCAUCUAUUAUGGGUUUAAUUCUGAAUAUUGUCCAAUAAAUUCAAAAAGAAAAUCUUAGUAUUGACUAAACAAUAUUGACUUGUUUAAUAGGAAAUGAUGUUUUCCAUUCUUCUGCCAUAUUCUCGAAUUCUUCUUGGUUUAUUUCUUAAGUUUUUUAAUUCUUUCUCUUAUGUAAUGCUAUGUAAUGCAAAUAUAACAAUUUAAAAUGUAACUAGUGCUUUCAUCUUUUGGCAAUAUAAUCAAUCCUUGACUUGAUCCCUUGGCACUUUAGAGUUUAGAGUACUUUCACUAAGGAAAAAAGGAUAAUUCCUUUUCAAAGGACACAUGGUUUUUUUAUCUUUCCUCAAUUCUAUUAUUAGUUCGUGGCAUUCGUCAACCUAGUGAGUAGAGGAUAUUAUUACUUUUUUUUGUAUAAAGAUAGAAAAAAUGCUUCAUCUAGAAUUCUUUUCUCACGUUCAUAAACCAUGAUAGCUUUAAAACACAAGAAAGAAAGUCCUUCCACGCAGUCAGCAUCCAUGCUUCAUCCAUAUACAAAUCAUAUAGACAAAAGGUUAUGAAAAUGAAAUGGGAAUUAUAUCUUGUUUCAGGUACCUUACUGCUCAUCUUGGUACAUGCACCAUAACUUUCCAAAUUUUAACAACAGAUGGCUGUAGUUAACCAUUCAUAAGUUAAGUACAGGAACAAUGAAAAUCAGUCAUUCGUCUCAGUGCUACAUGUACCAAACUGAGAGUAUGAUAAAUAUGGCAUGGUAUACAAACCCAAAUAAAAACUAGUCUGCCAAAUGAAUCUUAAGUCAAUUAUUACAAUCUUUUAAUGGUCAUCACCAUCAUUGUCCUCAAGCACUCGUUGCACCCUUAUGUUCCUUCUUUCCUCGUCCUUCUUGUUUAGUUUAUUCAGUCCUACUGAUCAAAUUCCUCUCCCUACUAGCACCCCACCGUCCUUCUUGACUUGGUCAUUUUGUUAAUAACGAUACAUUGCUGAGAUAAUGAGUUUCGUGGUCAAUACUGGCUUUUGGUUUUGUUGCCUAUUCAUAAUGAGUUUUGUGGUCAAUGCUGGCUUCUGGUUUUGUUGCCUAUUCAAUCAGAGGAUCUGAAUGUAGUUACAAUAUCAGGACUCGAAACUUUUGAGUUGAAAAAUAAAUGGUCAAGCAAACAAAUGAGCUUUUAAAAUAUUAUACCUCACCUUUUUAAUAGGAUUAAAUUGUAGUGAAUGAAACAAGAUAUUUUAGAGGUUUAAAUUGUAGUGCAUGAAACUAGAUAAUUUAGUCAAAUAUAUUCUAGUGGGUUUCUCUUGUUUUGUAUGGGGGAAUUUAACUUCGAAUGCAUGCUGAUUUCAUUGGUGAUCAGUGGGGUUGUAAUUCCUCCCAAGAAGUAUAUCUGCAAUGAGAUGCAACAUUCGGAAGUGAUGAGAAAUCAAGACCUCAAUGCAAUUUCAAUUAAAUUUAACAAUAACUGAAUCAACAUUUUAUAUCAAGAAGGAAUAACUUUUUAAUCUGAAAUUUUUAUAAUUCAAUAAAAAAAUUGUAUGAAAUACAACUAAAACCGAAAAACAUUAUCAUGUUGCCACAAGGAUGCCAAAGCACGGCUUGCUGCACAUACUUCGGAUAUUGCAGAUUGAUAAAGUGUUGGACUGAUGGGCUAGAUUCAAGCUUUCUAAUGGUAUUUGUUGUUAUGUUCAUGAACUCCCUAUUUUCAGACUAGUUUGGGUUGAAAACGAAAUAGGGUUAAGAAUCAUCCUUCUAAGUUUGGGGAGAUAUGGACUACAAGAUCCACCUUGAGAAAUUAUUAAUAUUAACUAACAUCAAAAGAUUCUAUACUCCUGCGGGAGCAUACUGACAUUACUCCCUCGGAUAACUCCCAAUCUAGUAGUAUUUUUUGGACCUCAAAUUUUGGAGAUUUAACUUUUUCAAAUUAGAAUAAACUCAAACAGAAAAAAUGGAAAAAAGAAGAUUGAAAUCUUGAAAAUUCACCCUGUAUGUUCUUGAAAAAACAUCCCAAGAUUGAAUAGAAUCUGUCUAAGUUUUUAAAAGUGAUAUUUAAGUGGCGAAGAACUCAGAAUUCACUUCUUCUUCUUCCUUGUUUUUUUUUUUUUUCUUUCCAUAUUCAUCAGGUGAAUAUUUUGUGGAUCCCAAAAUUUCAAAUCAGAAAAUUAUCCGAAGCAUCUCUUUUGUCUGAGGGAGUAAGUGUACACUAUGCUCCCUGGAGAGCGCGUUAGACACUCUCUUAGCCGAUAAGUCAAGUAAGAGGACUUGAUUGUCUUCUAUGUUUUCCUUUAUUGCUAGUUUGGCUUAUUCAUAGCCUCUUAAAGAAUCAGAUAAUUUUCCCCAUUGGUUCUAUAUAACAUAGUAAUUCCCUUGGUCUUCUCCAUUUUUUCUAUCACUCUUGGAAAUUAUUUUGGUUAGUCAAAUCUUCUAAUAUUUGAUCUGUGCAACAAAUAUUUCAUGGUCAGUACAACCACAAUUCUUUUGGCAUUAUUGGGAUGGAAACAUCUGACCUCACACCACCCAAUGUGGAUAUGGUAUUGUUUUGAUCCAUAGGGAAACCUCUUUGAGUUAUGGAAAUACAUAUUUCACCAUGGUGGAGGAAGAUGGGAACAUGAAACGCUCAUCUUCCAUUCGUUUAACCUCCUUUUUUAUUUCACUGAGGAAAAACUUGCCUCCACUCUUGCAACAUAAUUAUGAGUGAAUUGGCAUUAGGAGCUUUGCCUGGACUACAUUCAGAGUUCAUUCUUGCCCUUGGAUGUAACUGUUUGUAAUCCCUGACUAGUAAAAGUGACAAAGAAAUCUCUGCCUUGGGUAUAAAACUAUUUAUUUUCUACUGCGUCUUCCACAUUUAUAAGCAGUUCUAUACAUUUUGUUCCAUCAGAUAAUUGGUGGAUCCCUAUGACUACUUGAUUACUUGUGGAUGGAGACACCAUUAGCUAGCAAGUUAUGUGAAAUCCAUAUUUUCAUCACUCCACUGUAUUACUUUCAGCUUCUGAAAUGAACUGAUUUAUAUGUUGAGGAAGUAAAUAUUCUUGAGAUCGUAGCCAUGUUUCCUUGCUAGAGAACUGCUCCAAUGAGCCCAUCUGACUUGGAUGAAGACAAAACUUUUGGGACGGGGCUUUGAUAGAAGUGGAUCAGUUACACAUAAUAACAGAUCGCAGGUCACAACCAGCACUUAUGGAGUCAAGGCCAAAAGUCAUUUAUCUUGAAGUGACCUUAACAAGUGCCGUGCCCUAUGGUUCUUUUUGUACUCUGCAAACUCUUGGGGUAUAUAUCAAUGAAAUAGGACCAUCUUACAUAUUUGUAAUUCAUGAUAAAACAAAGGGAAAUAAAUUUGUGGGUGUUACUGCAAUCAAUUUUAAACUAGAUAUUUUACAGCUAAGGAAUUAUUGUGGAUCUUUUGAGCUUUAUAUGUCCUUGCACAUAUUUAUGAUAAUAAUUGUCUUCCACUCUCAUUACUGGAGCUCAAAUUGUUCAUUAUUUGUCUAUAGUUCUUCAUUUCUAUUGCUUUAUUUUCUUACUUUAAUAGACUUUAUUAGGUAUUGGGUCAUGAUGUAUUCAUAUGCUGACUUUUGUUUUGUUAUUAUUACAUGUAAACAUGGUCAUCGAAGACCUUCAACACCUUGUUUCGAUUGAUAGUGGAGACCCAAUUGAUAGGAAAGGGUCUAACUUUCAACAUCUGCGCAGACUGGUAACUUGGAUAGUUGCUGCUGUGAUUGUUCUCACUGCAAUAGCAGCAAUUAUCUUUUUAUGGUUCAUAUUGAGGGGCAAGGGGAAAUCAGUUGCUUCAAUUUAUGGCAUUAAAUGGUUAUCUUGUUGCUUGCCUCGUUUCUACCAUUCUACAGCACUUAAAACUUCAACUCAUCAUCAUACUUCAUUCAGAGAUUCUGAAGUGCUGGCUGUUAAAUCAUCAAGUUCUGAGAAGGUUGUGGUAUUUACACAUUAUGAAAUUUGUGAAGCAACUGCAAAUUUCAACGCAUCAAAGAAACUAGGGCAAGGAUCUUGUGGUGCUGUUUACCAUGGAAGACUAAGAGGAAGAGAGGUAGCAAUCAAGCAAAUGAAGAACACAAAGUCCAGGGAGUUCUUAGCGGAGCUUAAUAUCCUCUGUAAAGUUAAUCAUUCAAACUUGAUUGAACUUACAGGAUAUGCUGCUGGGGGAGAGUCUUUAUUUCUUGUUUAUGAAUUUGCUCAAAAUGGUACACUCAGUGAUCACUUGCAUGGAAUACAUAGAAAAGGUUUUAAACCUCUUUCGUGGACCAUGAGAGUCCAAAUUGCUCUUGAUGCAGCAAAAGGCCUUGACUACAUUCAUGAGAACACAAAACCUUAUUUUGUUCACAGGGAUGUGAAGACAAGCAAUAUUCUUCUGGAUUCUUGUUUUAGAGCAAAGAUUUCAGAUUUUGGACUGGUAAAAUUGCUGGAGCAUUCUCCAGAAAUUGGCACUGCAACAUCAAAAAUAGUUGGGACAUUUGGAUACCUUCCACCUGAAUAUGUUCGAGAUGGAUGUGUGACACCAAAAAAUGAUGUCUAUGCAUAUGGUGUUGUACUUAUGGAACUGAUUACUGGCAAACCAGCACUCUCUAGAAGCUCUAGUGAUGGUAAUGCUGAAAAUAUUGAACACCGGUCCCUUGUCUCCUUUAUGCUAUCAACCUUAGAUGCCAGUGAUGACCCUGGAGCACUUCUGGCUCAGUUUGUGGACCCGAACCUUACCUACUAUCAGCAGGAUUCCCUCAUCCAGAUGGCUCUUUUAGCAAAGGCUUGUGUUGAUGAAGAUCGGUAUCGGCGCCCAGAUAUGCAUGGCAUUAUCCUUCGUCUAUCUGACAUCCUCGCUUGUUCCUUGGAGUGGGAAGCAGCCACAGAGCAGCAUUCAAUUCAGGAUCUCUACCCCUUAACGUCUUCAUUUUCAUAUUCAAAAUAGUUGAUAAUAAGCCCAGUGUCAUCUUUUUGUUUUGUGGGGAAAUCAAGGAUAAACCUGCUGAGAAAAUAUAAAGCUUGCCCUUUAUUAUAUAUAUCUUUGUUGGAUGAGGCACACUAGGUAUCCCAAGCUCAAAUCGGAGGAAACUCAGAAGUCAUAACAUCUUCAUACCUCUUCAAGGCAGUGAUCUAUCUUUAUGGUUGUGUUUAAAAGGAAACAAUGUAAUUUAAGAUACUAGUGUAGCAUAUAAUAGCAAUUGGGAGUUAGGAAUCCAUGCUGAAACUUGUGUGACAAAGAAGUUGUAAUACCAAUAUAUGAUUUCGAUCACGUCUGAUAAGAAUAAUCAUUUUCAGUGGAGGGCUACAGGUAGAUGGCUGGUGCUCACAUGUACUGUGCUUCUCGUUAUUGACAGCCUGUAUAUUGAUUUAUCUAGAUUUAUUUCUUGUAUCUAUGAAGUUAUUGUUUCCUCCAAUGAUACUAAAGUUAUUCAUUUAGUAUGUAUAUUUCCUACCAUACCUAUACUUUUGGUUAAGUCCCACUUGAGACCUUGGACUCAUAACCUAGUUGAUAAUGUUUCUAUGGAUUCUGCAAUGGCUCUAAUUGCUCUGUUUUUCCA